Dothidotthia symphoricarpi CBS 119687 is the source of this 1470-nucleotide messenger RNA. RefSeq names its product amino acid permease-like protein. Lineage: Eukaryota; Fungi; Ascomycota; Dothideomycetes; Pleosporales; Dothidotthiaceae. The coding region runs from base 1 to 1470 and encodes 489 amino acids. Gene Ontology annotation, molecular function: transmembrane transporter activity. Gene Ontology annotation, biological process: transmembrane transport. Gene Ontology annotation, cellular component: membrane. The transcript has 2 exons. The record is from RefSeq and is a predicted model, not a curated record.
AUGGCUGUCCCGUUUGGACUCUCGACGACGAUGUACAUCACACUCACCGACGGCCAGAGCGUCACGAUUCUCUACGGGUGGAUCUUCGUCUCGAUUGUAUCGCUUAGCAUCGCAGCAUCGCUGGCGGAGAUUUGCGCUGUGUAUCCCACCGCGGGUGGUGUGUACUACUGGAGUGCCAUGCUGAGUACGCGGGAAUGGGCGCCGAUUGCUAGUUGGGUGACGGGCUGGCUGACACUGGUGGGAAACUGGACGGUUACGCUGUCGAUUUGCUUCUCCGGCGGGCAACUGAUUCUCUCAGCCAUUACACUUUGGAACGAGGAUUUCGUGGCGAAUCAGUGGCAGACUGUGCUCACGUUUUGGGCUGUCAUGCUGAUUUGCAUGGGUGUGAAUAUUUUUGGCGCAAAGUAUUUGGACUUGAUCAACAAGGUCUGCAUUUACUGGACUGCGAGUAGUGUGGUCAUCAUUUUGAUCACGUUGCUUACUAUGGCUGAUAAUAAGAGGGAUGCGAAAUUCGUGUUCACGCAUUACGAUGCUAGUGCGAGUGGAUGGCCAUCCGGAUGGGCGUUCUUCGUCGGACUCUUGCAAGCUGCAUACACGCUCACAGGGUACGGCAUGGUCGCUUCUAUGUGCGAAGAAGUCGCUUUUCCCGAACGCGAGGUCCCCAAGGCUAUUGUGCUCUCUGUCCUUGCUGCUGGAAUCACUGGUGUCAUUUACCUCAUCCCGAUUCUUUUCGUUCUCCCGGAUGUGCAAACACUCCUCGGCGUCGCCAACGGCCAACCCAUCGGUCUUCUUUUCAAAACUGUGACCGGGUCGGCAGCCGGCGGAUUCGGGCUGCUGUUCCUGAUCCUGGGUAUUCUUUUCUUCGCAGGCAUUGGAGCACUCACCGCAGCAUCCCGCUGCACAUACGCCUUUGCGCGCGAUGGCGCCAUCCCCGGAUCUAACAUCUGGAAGAAGGUCGAUAAGCGCUUUGAUAUCCCGCUCAUGGCGCUCGUCCUCUCCACAGCUGUUGACAUGCUUCUUGGCCUCAUCUACUUUGGCAGCUCAGCGGCGUUCAACUCGUUCACAGGUGUUGCGACGAUCUGUUUGUCAACAUCCUACGGCAUGCCCAUUCUGAUCUCUGUUUUGCGUGGCCGAAACGCCGUCAAGAACUCGUCGUACUCCCUGGGUCGCUUCGGGUACUUCAUCAACGUUGCCACGCUUGCGUGGAUUUGUCUUGCAGUCGUACUGUUUUGCAUGCCGGUUAGCUUGCCCGUCGCUCCUGCAACGAUGAACUACGCGAGUGUAGUUUUCGCGGGCUUUGCGCUGAUCAGUUUGGCGUGGUACUUCAUAAGUGGCAGGAAGAACUUCACAGGGCCGCCAGUGCCGACGGAUGUUGCGCCGGGCGAGGAGGUGCCUGUUGCAGGGCUGGCUGUUGUCGAGAGUCGGCAAGAUAGGAAUGGAGAUGUGGAGGCCAAGGGAAAGAAGAUGUAG